AUGAUCGAACUAAUUGCUUUGCGUGAAGUGGACGAAACGUGUAGCGACAUGGAACACACCAACGAUCAAACACCUCUCUUUGAUAAAGAAACCGAGCAAGAAGUCCUGGUUCAACAUUUAGAUGAGACAACGAGACAAGGCACCCCGCCAUACGUGUAUUUCCUAACCGUAUUUGCGGCGAUCGGGGGAUUUCUAUUUGGUUACGAUACUGGUGUUGUUUCCGGAGCAAUGAUUCUUAUAAAACAAGAAUUCCAUUUGUCGUCUUUUUGGCAAGAACUCAUUGUUAGUGCAACAAUCGGCACAGCUAUAUUGAGUUCUCUCCUAGGAGGUUUUCUGAAUCAAAGGUUUGGAAGAAAACCGAUGCUUAUAAUCUCUGGGCUGGUGUUUACAAUUGGUGCUAUUGUGAUGGGAGUCGCUCAUUCAAGGGAAGUUCUUCUUCUUGGAAGGCUUAUCGUCGGCCUGGGAAUAGGGGGAGCGUCAGUGACCGUCCCAGUAUAUAUUGCUGAAACAGCUCCGUCAAACAUAAGAGGUCGUCUUGUCACCCUCAACAAUCUUUUUAUCACUGGAGGCCAGUUUAUUGCUUCAGUGAUUGAUGGCAUCUUCAGCUCCUAGAAAAGAACAGGAUGGAGAUUUAUGCUUGGUUUGGCAGCAGUACCAUCCAUUAUUAUGUUCUUUGGCUGUCUAGUGCUGCCAGAGAGUCCCCGCUGGCUUGUUAGUAGAGGUUUGUCUCAGCAGGCAAAGAAAGUUCUUGUCAAACUGAGGGGUACAGACGACGUGAAGGAUGAACUUUUAGCGAUGCAAACUGUUUGUGAAGAAGAAUCACUCUGUGAAACUAAAUCAUUUUCCUUUACGCAAAGCAUAACAUUUCAGAUGGCAACUACGAAAAGUACGAGGAGAGCUCUACUGGUGGGCUGCAUGUUGCAGGCGAUUCAACAGUUGUCUGGGAUAAACACAGUUAUGUACUACAGUGCAACGAUUGUACAGAUGUCCGGCAUACAGGGAGACCAACUGGCCAUCUGGCUGGCUGCAGUGGUCGCAUUUGGUAAUUUUGCUUUCACCAUCGUUGGAGUGUUUCUCGUAGAGAGGUUAGGACGCCGUAAGCUUCUUCUUGGCAGUCUUGCAGGGGUCACUAUCAGCUUGUUUCUACUGGGUGGUGCAUUUUACAUGGCGACGCAACACGAUGCUGCGAUCACUUUUCAUGAGAAAACGUCGUUGGAUAUCAACAGCAACAAGUGCCCCGCUACGGGUUACUGCUUGGAUUGUCUCAAAGAAAAGUGUGGAUUUUGUUCAGCUAAAGACCCCGCCAAUAAUCUUAUAAACGGUUCUUGUGUUCCAAUAAAUGUGUCUUCUAGUGAUAACAUGGCCGCUUUUGGUAGAUGCAGUCGCAAGGACCAUUCAGUAACAUGGUCGUACCAAGCGUGUCCAUAUAGGUAGGCUUGGUUAGCCAUUGUAUUUCUUGUUUUAUACAUCGCUGCGUUCGCUCCGGGAAUGGGGCCGAUGCCGUGGACAAUAAAUUCUGAGAUAUACCCCUUGUGGGCCCGUAGCACAGGAAAUGCAUUUGCCACAGCAACGAACUGGACCUGUAACUUGGUGAUUUCCAUGACUUUUCUCUCUCUGACUGAGUGGAUUACGCAUUAUGGUGCGUUCUGGUUGUACGGGGGAAUUUCGUUUUUUGGCUGGUUGUUUUUCUUCGUUUAUCUCCCCGAAACGAAAAAGAAAUCGCUGGAAGAACUGCAACACUUAUUUUCAUAGUAUGCAAUAAUCUUUUUGUAUUUUUAUAAUUGAAAUUUGUUAUGAAAAGUUAAAAUGGCCUGUGACCGAAUAAUUCCUUUGGUUUAUCUCAGAUGUUGUGGGAAAUGUGAAAGAAGGCUUCUGAUUUGAUCAAAACCGAAAACCACAUACAAAACCGUCAAAACCGAUUAAAAUUCACGUCCCAGUUAUCAAAACACUAAGCGAUCCGAUACAGUGGUGACAAGACGAGCACGCAGAGACUUCGCGGCUAUUCGAGAUCAGCGAAAGCGGAACUCAAAUAGGAAAAUACAAAAACCACAUGGGAUACCAAAAGCGAAAACCCGCUGGUAUUUUUGACGGAAACCGAAAAAACAAAUGCUGAAAAAUGGAAAAUCCGCGAAAUAUAAUGAACACCAAAACCGAAAAACUGAAGUUUUUUUGGCACCAAAACCGAAAAACCGAUCUCAAAAAUAGCCAAAAUCGGAAAUCGAAAUGCCCUCCCUCCCCCACACUCUAUUUAAGGCUUCAUACUUUCCUGCGAAGCGCUAAUAAUGCGGGCGUGGCUGCCAAGUUAUUGGACCUGCUAGUUCUGUAAAAUACAGUUCUCCACUUCUGGUAAUCAGGUACUUAUCAAUCGUUUCAAAGUCAAAGUCUAGACGACACUUAAGGGAAUUCUUAGUGACAACUUCAUUGCUAACAUUGUUGCCGACUGGAUCCACCUCUGACAGCCUCAACUACAACGUUGACGAGAAUUGAGCAAGAAAGCUAGCAGUAUAUCGCGCUUCCUGGCAGAAUAACAUAGUGCGCUAACCCACAAUUAUUAUCCAACUGUGUUUGGUAGUGGACAAAUAACGCCCAAAACGAGAACAAACAUCUCGGGGUACUUGUACUCAAGAGAACCGGUUAGACAUGCGCCCGCACUGAAAUAACAAUUUGGUGGGUUGGAUGAUAAAACUCUUGUUAGACAUUUUGUUUUGUAGUAUCGGUGAGUAUUGUUAUGAGUUUUACCGUAUUUUGAUUCGAUACUUGUACGUGACCCACAGCAAAUAUUUAACUUCUGAUUCUCUUCCCUCUGAAAAUACGGCACAACUCAUGAAAAUACUCGGCGAUACUACACAACAAAACGUCUAAUAAGAUAUCAAUAUUUGGCGCGCAUAAUUCAAUAUUAAGAAAAGUUUCGAUUGUUUUAAUCAGUAAUUAUAGCUUUUCAAUGUUGGCGGGCGAAUCAGUCCUUGCUGUGCGCUCCUCCUGCCUCUCGGAGGAACUCACGCGCAAGGAUCAGCUGAUUGUCGUGCGUAGCGCAAGCGUUGCACGUGAGUCACAAACGCACGAAAAGGGAGGGAAAAGAUUAUGUCAGCACGUGGUUUCGUCACACAACAGGGAAAACAGUGAUGGCAAAGCAAGCUCAAAACAACAAAAAUCACCAAAAACCGCCACGGACACACAAAGAGUGAGUAAGUUUUUUCAAUCUUACUAGUGAAAAUGUUCAUAUUUUGGAAUAUCUCGUGUUUUAAAUGGACCAUAUUUCGUUCCCUAUUCUAUUCCUUAAAACGCAUUAAAAUUCUCAACGGUUGCUCGCGUAACUUAACGCGUCACACUACGCGUGACGCUUUCAUGAUAUAAUCCUUCGCUUUUCCUCGAAACGUGAGCUUGGAACGCCUUUGAUCAGACAAUUUUCGAUAUCUUAUAGUUCAAACAUGGCCCCAAGGCUUGGGUGAAACAAACAAGAAAAAAAAAACAAAAACAAAAAAAUAUCGAGGAUAAGGGAUGAAUAAUUUAAUUAUUUUGUUUUAUUCCCCCAAGGCUCGAGGCCACGUUGGAGUU
This is a messenger RNA of Stylophora pistillata, 3555 nucleotides long. Its product is annotated as proton myo-inositol cotransporter-like. Gene Ontology annotation, cellular component: apical plasma membrane. The record is from RefSeq and is a predicted model, not a curated record. Gene Ontology annotation, molecular function: myo-inositol:proton symporter activity. Lineage: Eukaryota; Metazoa; Cnidaria; Anthozoa; Scleractinia; Pocilloporidae. Gene Ontology annotation, biological process: myo-inositol transport; transmembrane transport.